UGUUUUUUAUUCAUCAAUUUUUUGUUGUAUACUACAGUUUAAUUACAGUUUACAGUGGUUAUAAAAACAAUUAUUGAUAUUAUUACUAUUAAAUACUUAAAUAUAAAAUGGUGAUAUAUUUAUGUAUUGAUUUGCCUAUUGUUGCAUUAAUUCUUAAUUUAUCUCAUAGUAGUAUGAUAAACAAAAAAUAUUUCAUUCAGUUGGACAAGACACCAACUUGGAAAUUUCUGAAAAAUGAAAUUGUAUAUGAUCAAGCAGGAGUAAGAAUGUCGUUGCAACUGUUAUUAGAAAAAACUAUUGACAAGGAUCCACUAGAAAACUAUCCAGAAGAUUAUGAUCGAGAUCCUAGUCAUUUAAUUGAUGUUGCUUAUCAAUUCGCUAUUCGAAAUCGAACAUAUAAAUACGUUUCUUUAUUGUUUAAUUGUUGCUACAAUAUCAUGUCAAUUAAUAAUGAUUAUGCUGGUCAAGUUCUAAGUAAAAUCAAAACAACUAUAAGCGCAAUAAAUAAAAAUGUUAGUAGCAGGUUGAUUGUACCGAUGAAGGAUUUACAAGAUUAUAAAAAUAAGCUUUUCCAGUGUACAGUUUCAAAUUUACCAAAUCCAAUAAGUUCCGAAGUAUUUGAUUCGAGUGUUUGUGAACUAUAUAUUUCAAUCCAAAAUUCUAAAUUAGACAUAUGUGCAAUUUUUGAAAAUGAUUCUAAUGGAGAAGAACUUUUAGAAUGGUUAAAAAGUUUUGUUAAACUUGUGUUAGUAGAGUACAAAUGAUGUGCAACUUUGAUGUAUUUUUAAUAAAUUAAGAAAAAAUUCUACACAGAUAAACUAAAAAAAAUAUUUAAAUUUGAUUUUUCUUGUAAUAAAAAAAGUUUUUAAAUAAUAAUAAUCAAUUAAUGUUGUACUUGAAAAUCCCACCGUCUUUAUCAUACAAAAAUAUUUCAUUCGUUAUUGUAUAUAUUGAGUGCUCAUUGUAGUAUAAAUGUACUAAAUACGAUGAAGCGAUACGGAAUUAAUUAAAAAAGGUCGUAGUAAGUAGUUUUGUAUAAAUGUUAACAUUUUCCUAAAAAAAAAAAAAACCAUAUGAUUCUAUUGCUCGAUAAAUAUGCUACUUAAAAUUAUCCAGGAACUCAAAUUAUACGUGCUGUAAUAUUGUUGAAAUACUUAUAUAUUCAGU
This is a messenger RNA of Daktulosphaira vitifoliae (grape phylloxera), 1167 nucleotides long. RefSeq lists its product as uncharacterized. The transcript is spliced from 2 exons. The coding region runs from base 108 to 764 and encodes 218 amino acids. The record is from RefSeq and is a predicted model, not a curated record. Lineage: Eukaryota; Metazoa; Arthropoda; Insecta; Hemiptera; Phylloxeridae.